GACGAUGACUGGGAGAGGCCCAACCGCCCCAGCAAAUGCACCUACAAACUGAACGGUGAUGGUCUAGCCCCUCAAGCCUCACCUCACAUACACAGGGACAGUUAUUACAGAACUGGAAGCAUCAAGCCAAACAUCCUCUAUUGUAUGAACGACUCUCCUCUCAUAAGAAUCAACCGGAUAACAAAGAAUGAUGGAGUACCCUGCGAAAUACUGGCGAAAUGCGAGUUCUUUAAUCCGGGAGGCAGCGUGAAAGACCGCAUUGCAGUGAGGAUGGUUGAGGACGCAGAGGAGCGAGGGCUGAUCCAACCGGGAUGGGUCCUCAUUGAACCCACUUCCGGCAAUACUGGAAUAGGGAUUGCCAUAACGUGCAUCGUCAAAGGAUAUCGAUGUGUCAUCGUCAUCUCUGAAAAAAUGAGCAAAGAAAAGGUGGAUAUAAUGAAGGCCUUGGGAGCAGAAAUAGUUCAGACUCCGACGAGUGUAUCCUACGACGCACCAUCAUCCAACUACCGGAUGGCCUCGAAACUUGCUAACACAAUUCCAAAAUCUCACAUUCUCAAUCAGUUUCGCAAUGCCUCCAACCCGAUUGCCCAUUACGACGGAACCGCCGAAGAAAUCCUGAAUGCCUGCGACGGUAAACUGAACAUGCUGGUUUGCUCGGCGGGAACUGGAGGGACUCUGUCAGGUAUCGCCAGAAAAAUUAAAGAGAGGCUUCCCGAUUGUUUGAUUGUAGGAGUUGAUCCAAUAGGAUCUAUUUUGGCCACUCCAGACGAGGUCAACGAAACCAGCACAGCCUUCUACGAAAUUGAAGGAAUCGGAGACGACUUCCUACCAACGACACUCGACAGAAAAAUAGUCGAUAAAUGGUACAAAGUGGGUGACAAAGAAUCGUUCAUAAUGUCUCGGAGACUAGCCAGGGAAGAAGGAUUUCUCUGCGGUGGGAGCAGCGGGGCAGCCAUGUACUGCGCAAUCAAGGCUGCCAAGGAAUUCAACCUCACUGCAAACAUGAGGGUGGUUGUGCUCCUACCAGACUCCAUCAGAAAUUACAUGAGCAAAUUUCUCAGUGAUGAGUGGAUGAUAGCCCGAGCAUUUCUUGACACUCAAACAAAAAGUCACGACUAUACAUGGUUCAUAAUUAUAUCAUAA
This is a messenger RNA of Helobdella robusta, 1143 nucleotides long. RefSeq lists its product as hypothetical. The transcript is spliced from 11 exons. The record is from RefSeq and is a predicted model, not a curated record. Gene Ontology annotation, molecular function: cysteine synthase activity; cystathionine beta-synthase activity. Gene Ontology annotation, cellular component: cytoplasm. The annotation marks the transcript as partial. NCBI's taxonomy places the organism in Eukaryota, Metazoa, Annelida, Clitellata, Rhynchobdellida, Glossiphoniidae.